This is a messenger RNA of Danio rerio (zebrafish), 1637 nucleotides long. Lineage: Eukaryota; Metazoa; Chordata; Actinopteri; Cypriniformes; Danionidae. The record is from RefSeq and is a predicted model, not a curated record.
AAUUCAUUGGUGUUAAAUUUCAAGUGUUGUGGGCUUUGGUUAUAAAAAGGCAUCCUCAAAACCAACAGUUUCAACAAAAUGGAGAAUGUGUUCAUAACACUGACUGAUCGCCAAGGAACAUUAUCAUUAACUGUCUCCAAAGAAAUUGCAGAAAAAAUAAAGCAAGAUCACAAAUAUGCAGCAUGUCUAAUGCAGCAAGUGAGAUCUGCAACACUGAAAGAAGAUAGUAGUCAUCAUCCAGCCUCUUUGGCACCAUGUCCCCCUUUAGCUACAAGUCAUUGUACAGUGUCUUUGACCAAAUGCCCUCCGCCUCCAGUCAUUACUCCUUCAGUCACGAUCCACAAUCCUACACCUUUGUCCCAGUGCCCCCCUCCAAAGAUCACUCCUGGUCCAGCAUUUGUUAAAUGUUCUGGUAAAACAAAAACCAUAGAUCUCACUAAAGCCCCACAAGGACCCAAUCUUCAGAUACAUUUAAAACAGACAGAAUGCGACAAAAUCCAAGAAUUCACACACAGGACCACACUGCUGCUGCUUGACCUCACACAAGCAAACAUGCAGUUAUAUUAUAAAAACAAAAUAGCUUUUUAUAAAAAGAUUGAGCAAGACUUUAAAGUAAAUGGUUACAAUAUGACUAAUGAGAAACUUAGAAAAAAACUUGGUAACAUGAUUACCACGUAUAAAAGAGCUAAGGACCGGUGCCGAGCAACAGGGGAGGAAAAAAUAACUUGGGAGUACUACAAGGUUGGCAUUCUUUAUGUAUUUCAACUGCUGCAGAAUGAUUUGGUUGACUUUUUAAAAUAUUUUGCAUUAAUUUUGUUUCCUGGCCACAAACCCCUGGAAGUCAUCAAGGAGGAAUUUUACAGAAUUGCUGGAUUCCCCAAUGUGGUUGGAUGCAUUGACGGCUCACAUAUACCUAUCAUUGCACCAACUGAAAAUGAGUCAGACUAUGUUAACAGGAAGUCAAUCCACAGUAUUAAUGUGCAGAUUAUAUGUGAUGCUGCACAUAUUAUCACUAAUGUUGAAGCCAAGUGGCCUGGCUCUGUUCAUGACUCACGGAUAUAUCGUGAGUGUACCCUAAGCAACAGACUGCAAAGUGGGGAGAUUGAUGGCUUUCUGCUGGGGGAUAGGGGUUACCCAUGCCAGCCUACACUGCUAACCCCUUACCCAGAACCUGAGCAAGGGCCACAGCAGCGCUUCAAUGUGGCACACUGCAAAACUAGAGGCAGGGUGGAAAUGACUAAAGGCCUGUUGAAAGCACGUUUCCAGUGCCUACGUCACCUCAGGGUCACCCCUGAGAGGGCCUGCGACAUUAUUGUGGCAUGUGUAGUUCUCCAUAAUAUUGCCAUUUUUAGAGGGGAACCACAUCCUGCCCUACACAUACAAGCUCCAGAGGAAGACCCCAUCCACCCUGCAGAUUUCCAGGAUGGAAGGGUGGUCCGAGACCUUAUAUGUCACAAUUCAUUCUCUGAUUAAAUCAGCCACCACAAAAAUAAAAAAAUAAAGAAAUAAAUCAACAAGUCACAACAAUUUAUUUAGUCUUCUUUAUUUCCUACAAAUUAAAAAGCAACUGUUAAAUUUCUGUAUUCUUUUCAAACUUUUUCAUAAUCCACUAAAAAACAAUAUACACCUUACCUGUA